Molecule: messenger RNA, 1671 nt
Organism: Wasmannia auropunctata (little fire ant)
Lineage: Eukaryota; Metazoa; Arthropoda; Insecta; Hymenoptera; Formicidae
Exons: 5
Coding region: 601-1290 (229 amino acids)
Source: RefSeq, a predicted model, not a curated record
AAUGGAGAAAAAAUGCUAACUAAGAGAAAGACAUACGGUUGAUUUUCUAAUGUUAUUUGUAUAUUUAUAAAAAAGAUAUAUAACCAUUAUUAUAUAUAUACUUCAGAUUAUGUUGUCAUCGUAUUUUGCUUUCAAAAUCAAAAUGUUGCGUGAUUGUACAAAAACAUGCGAUUACAAAAUUAAUUCGGGAUUAUCUAUAGCUAACCGUGGCUUUAACUAAAAUAAUUGUCAACGUAAAAUAUAACUAAAAAAAAUCCAUACAUGUUUACAAAAUGAUCGAUAUUGACAAAACUAAUUUACCUCGAGUCGACUCGUUUGUCGCGCGCGUUGUAAUUACAUCAUUAAACGCGAUAUUGCAUUAUGCGCUCUACAGAGCAACUAUCGCGUCGAUCGUAAUGAUGAAAGAAUGCGUCGUCUGGAUUUUUCGAAGAUUAUUGAAAUUUAACCUAGUCGCGAGCAGCCACUGACAUAUAUUUUAUCUCACAUGGAUUAGACUUUUCGUUUUAAAAUAUUGGAAAUUCUCGGUACAGAUUUUGCGAUUUGUCCUCGAGAAGGAUAAAAAUUAUCCUUGAGGAAUCUUUCCGCAAUCAUAGGUGAAAAAUGUUAAAUGCACCGGAAAAGUUUGUCAGUAUAAUGCAUCAUGACUUUAUUUGGCCUUAUGCAAAAUCUCCGAAACCGCCCUCACCGCCAAUGGAUACCACUGGCAUUCAACCGUAUCUUCUCAGACCCGAUCCUGAGGAUUGUAAGUGUGAUAUUCAUGGCUUUGAGGCUGGAAAAACUAGGUAUCGACAGUUAGCCGAUAAGGAACGUCGACUUGUCGACGAGCUGACUAAGGUCAAUUGCGAAAUGACGGAUCUCACGUCAUCGAUGUUAGGUGGCGAUUGCGAUAUGGAAGAGGCAAUGAAAAGCAUUUACAAAACGGAUUAUGAGAAGAGGGGUCUACCCGUCACACGAUACAGAUCAUUAAUGGCAGCGAUUGACUCGCCUGUUGGAUCACCCAUUACGCCGGCAAUUAUCGAUUUGAAAGACGCUUAUCGAGAUCCGACCAGAUUUAGAUCCUCAGCUAUGGAGAGCUUAACAAUUCAACCUGUAAAAACGAGACAUCUCUUAAACGACAAACGGGUUCCAGGAACAUGUUCCUUCUGGACCGAGCAAUUUACUGGAUGCUCCGAGUAUAUGGAUACCAUUAGCAAAAUGGGUUUAACUAAUAUGAAAAAUCAGCAGCGAUAUUUGGCGCCUCUCCCUGUGUUGAGAAAAAUUGGCGUUUGCAAUUCUUCUAUUAAAAACUAAAUCAUAAAGCCAAAAUGACAAGAAAAAGCGAGGCGAGAAAAGACACAAAUACUAAUAUACAUCAUAUAUCGGAAAAUAUAUAAAAUAAAAUAUAUACGUAUAAUAUAAAAUGGCGCAUUUAAGAUUAAAUGUAAAAAUUAUACAUUUAUAAGAGGUCUAAAAAAUCUGUUUUAUAUAAAAUAUGUAGUCUAGAUAAUGCUGCUCUAAAGUCAUUUUAAGCAUUACACAGUAAACACAACAUUGACACGAACACGGACACGACGCGAACACGCGGGAUGUGUUUACUGUAUAAUACUUGAAAUGAUUUUAGCGCAGCAUUAUCUAGACUACAUAUUUUAAUAAAUACUAAUAAUAACUAUAGACAGAGAGAAAGAGAUGGAU